GACGUCAGGCCGGUCUGUAAGCUAAAAUAAGAGAAACGGUCGCAAAGAGCAAAGGCAGUGAGUAGUGCCCGCUGCGAUUUUCAGAAUCGUUCUGUUUCAGUCUCGGCAACAAUUUCAAUGGGGCUUUCAUCGCCGGAAAUCGCUCGCGAUCAGUGGGCAGCGUUGAGGGAUUUAUAUGCUGGUGAUCGCACAAAUCUGGCGGGCUUCGACCUAAUCGAGUACUUUUUGAACUACAAACCUCCAUCUCAGGGCGAGUCGGUUAAGAUAUACUCAACCGAUGAGGAUUGGCCAACACAUGGCAGCUUUACACUCGUUCAUUACUUAGACUCCAGGGCUUACGUUUACCUCAACACCAUUGGAGGUCUUCUAGAAGACGUGAGCCUCUUGUUGUGUUCCCUAAACCUGAAGAUAUUCCAUUUAAUCUGUGGCUAUGGAGAACGUCUAAAGCCACUAGUUGAGAACUAUUGGGUGCAUUUGGGUAAAAACUUGAGUGAAUUGGACCAUCAGGGAGCUAUUGUGUAUCACCUGCCAAGCGACAAGGUGCCGAGAUUACAUGGCUCGAAUAAAGUUGGUUAUCUCAGUGCCAAAAAUGCUGACUUGGUUGAUCAACACUCGACUUAACGCUCAGUACACUCUAUCACUUUGAUAAGGGGAUUUAUGGAGAAUAAUGUUACUGCUGGUGUUUUCGAUCAGAACGGAGAACCCGUAGCCUGGUGCCUUAGGUCUGAACUGGGCUGCUUGAGCAACCUGCAUGUUUUAUUUGCACAUCGUCGGAAAGGAUUCGGAUCCCUGGCAGUGCGUUUUAUGGCACAGGAAAUUAAGUCCACUGGCUCGGAAGUUCUGGCCACCGUUGUCCCCGGAAAUCGCAAUUCCCGAAAGAUGUUUGAGAAAUUGGGUUUUGAACCCAUCAAAACACUUUACUGGGCAGUGAUUCCAUAAAAAUGAAUUUCUUUUUCGUUUUUAGACUGUUAAUCAAAAGUAUUAAAUGCCGUCUGUGUUCGGAGAAAAGUA
Molecule: messenger RNA, 1011 nt
Organism: Drosophila biarmipes
Lineage: Eukaryota; Metazoa; Arthropoda; Insecta; Diptera; Drosophilidae
Exons: 4
Coding region: 118-621 (167 amino acids)
Source: RefSeq, a predicted model, not a curated record